AUGGAUGCGCAAAGACCUAUUCAGAGUCCAAGGCAGACUUUCGAUUAUGUCAAAGAAGCUGCUCUCCAUGUCAGCUUGAGCCUCACGAAGUCAUCAGGUGGUCAACCUGUAGGCCGCAUAGCCGGCGUCAUGUGCACCGACAACCAUUGGCGUCGCCCCUAG
Molecule: messenger RNA, 162 nt
Organism: Plenodomus lingam JN3
Lineage: Eukaryota; Fungi; Ascomycota; Dothideomycetes; Pleosporales; Leptosphaeriaceae
Source: RefSeq, a predicted model, not a curated record